This is a messenger RNA of Sphenostylis stenocarpa, 1686 nucleotides long. The record is from the annotation of a GenBank genome assembly. Lineage: Eukaryota; Viridiplantae; Streptophyta; Magnoliopsida; Fabales; Fabaceae.
AUGGACGCUGGAACUGAGACUGAGGAACUUAUUAAUUUGAACAACAAAGCAAGUAACUGUGGUGGGAAUGAAAGUAAAAGUGGCGAUGGCUUUAUUGACAGAAGCAAAGUGAGGAUUUUGUUGUGUGAUAACGAUUCCAAGAGUUCUGAAGAGGUUUUUACUCUUCUUUUGAGGUGUUCUUACCAGGUUACUUCAGUAAGGUCAGCUAGGCAAGUAAUUGAUGCACUGAAUGCGGAGGGGCAAUAUAUAGACAUGAUACUAGCUGAAGUUGACCUUCCAGUAAAGAAAGGCAUGAAGUUGUUGAAGUACAUAGCAAGGGAUAAAGAAUUAUGCCGAAUCCCUGUUAUAAUGAUGUCUGCUCAAGAUGAGGUAUCCAUUGUUGUAAAGUGCUUGAGGCUUGGAGCAGCAGAUUACCUAGUAAAACCUUUACGCACAAAUGAACUAUUAAAUUUGUGGACACACAUGUGGAGAAGGAGACGCAUGCUUGGACUUGUGGAGAACAACAUCUUGAAUUAUGAGUUUGAUCUGGUAGCAUCAGAUCCAAGUGAUGCCAAUACAAACAGUACAACCUUGUUCUCUGAUGACACAGAUGACAGGUCCAAAAGAAGCACUAAUCCAGAGACAGAGUUAUCAAUUCCAAUAGAACAAGAGGCUAGUAUUGCCACUGCUGUUGCUGUUGUGGUGGAGCUUCCCAAUGGUCUUGUAUCAGAAUAUCAGCCUGAUGUGCCUGGAAUAAGUGAUCGUCGAACAGGACAUUUUUCAUCUGGUCCUAAGAAGAGUGAACUGAAGAUUGGAGAGUCAUCAGCAUUUUUCACCUAUGUCAAAGCAACAGCACUGAAGAGCAACACUGAAGAGAGUGCUCAUGUUGACACUACUACUACUACUACAGAAGUUAGGGUGGAAGAUGAAAAUCAAGCAUGUCGUGAACAGGAGGGUGAUGACCUUAAAGCAUAUGAAAAUGGAGAAAUAUUUGAAAACCACUCACCAGAUGACUUACCCAGCAGCAACAGUAUCCCUGAUUCUUUCUCUAUUGAGAGAUCUUGUACUCCACCUGCAUCUAUGGAAGUUUCGCAACAAAAGCAUUACAGGGAGGAACACUCUCAGGGAGUAGUGCAUCCAAGAAAAGGAAGCCAUGGUUCCGAGCCUGCUCAACAUGCUUAUCCAUAUUAUAUUUCAGGAGUUGUUAAUCAUGUUAUGAUGCCAUCAUCAGCACAAAUGUAUCAAAAAAACAUCCAGGACCUGCGAAAUCAUUCUGGUUCUUCUAUGAUUGCACAGUACAAUCAUCUUCCCCAAUGUCCUCCUCAUGCAAGUGGGAUGACAUCCUUCCCAUAUUAUCCAAUGAGCAUUUGCUUACAACCUGGUCAGAUUUCUACAACUCAUUCUUGGCCAUCAUUAGGAGGUUCAAGUUCAUGUGAAGUAAAAUUAAGUACGGUUGACAGGAGAGAAGCAGCAUUGAUGAAGUUUAGACAGAAAAGGAAAGAACGUUGUUUUGAUAAGAAAAUUAGGUAUGUCAACAGAAAAAGGCUUGCAGAAAGGCGGCCUCGUGUUAGGGGACAGUUUGUCAGAAAGUUGAAUGGUGUUAAUAUGGAUCUUAAUGGACAACCUGCUUCCACUGAUUAUGAAGAAGAGGAUGGAGAGGAGGAAGACAACCAUGUAGCAAGAGAUUCUUCUGCUGAGGAUGUUUGA